GGUGGCAGGCAGCGCAGGUCAGUAUCUGAGUGGUGUUACUGGGAGGAGGAGUGCCAGUCAACAUAAUAUAAUUUCCUCCGGCGACCUGCAGUCCAACCACGGAAGAACAACUGAAUAAACGAAUGAAGCAACGGUAGUAUGAAAAACCUGUGAAGUAUCCGCGAAUCGACGCUGGUUCAGACGCGCUUCUAACAUUGUUUUGAAGGCCUGUUGCUAGCCACGGGAAAUCCUCGGGCUAGCCCGGGAGACACCGGGCCGAAAGAGCGCAGAGGUCCGGGAAAGGAGCUCCGUGGGCUAGUUUAAACGAUCAGGUUUUACGGACGCUAGCUUCCCUAUGUUAUAAUCAAAGGAAUACGUAACCUCUCCUGCUCCUCCGUGGCUGAUAUAAAUCAGCGUAACUCAAGACGCUUUGAGUUUGACAGCUAGCUAACAUUAGCCCUCCUGUGUUUACAAGCUAAAUCAGAAGAGAUCCUCUGAACAAGUGCACUUAUGUGUAUUUGUUUCAGUUAAGAUUUGCGUAUUUGGCUCCCACCACCAGCCUGCUAGCUGGUGGUCAUUUGUAAGCUUGUUCUCUUUCUGUCUACGCCGACUGAAGGUCGCCAGCUAGGCAGCUAGCUAGAUCAGAAGGUCUACUAGCUGAGGUUAUCACAUCUUCAGGCUUAUCUACUGCAGCCCAAAGUUGUGUUACCUUGCUUGAUCUAGAAAAAUUGACCUUACGAAGUUGAAUACCAAAGCUAUCUUUAACCACCUCAAAGACAGUAUCCCGAAUGAAGGCUCACAGAGAAGUGUGGAUUUUGAUGCUGUCCGGACAUACAGGUGUCACCUGUUCUGCUUGGCAUUAAUAAUCCCACACCAGCGUCCAACAUCUGCUGCACCAGAAGCUACUGAUCUGCUGAUCGCUCUCUUGAGCUGACUUGCUCAAGAAAGAUCCUCAACUGAACCGACCACAAUGAAUCGUUACCUGCCGGUGGCACGACAGCACUUCCUGGCUGCCCUUGCCAGCACCAGUGUGGUGGUAAAAAGUAUAAGUGCUGUGGUGGUUCUCCUCUAUCUGCUGUCAUGGGCCGUGGACACUCCAUACGCACUGGGGGUGACCCCGGGAUACCUCUUUCCACCAAACUUCUGGGUGUGGACACUGGUGACCUAUGGGGUGGUGGAGCAGCACGUCUGGGGCGUGGCAGCCAACGUGGGGACAGUUAUGGCCUGUGGGCGCCUGCUGGAGCCUCUGUGGGGUGCUCUGGAGCUCCUGAUCUUUUUCGCAGUGGUCAAUGUCUCUGCAGGCCUCCUGGCCGGCCUCUCCUACCUCCUCACCUAUGUUGCCACCUUUGACCUGGACUUCUUGUUUGCUGUGCGUAUCCACGGAGCAGCUGGGUUCCUGGGAGGUGUCCUGGUGGCGUUGAAGCAGACCAUGGGGGAUACCACAGUGCUGAGAGUGCCACAGGUGAGACUCAAAGCAGCACCAGCUUUGGUCCUCCUCCUCCUGGCAUUACUGCGCCUGUCUGGCCUGCUGGACAGUUCUGCCCCCCUGGCUGCGUACAGCUAUGGCGCCCUGUCCGGUUGGGUCUACCUACGCUUUUACCAGAGGCACAGCCGGGGCCGCGGGGACAUGUCGGACCACUUUGCCUUCGCUAGUUUCUUCCCUGAGGCACUGCAGCCAGCCGUGGGGCUGCUGGCGGGGCUGGUCCACGCCGCCCUGGUGAAGAUAAAGGUGUGCAGGAAGAUGGUGAAGAGAUACGACGUGGGGGCGCCUUCCUCCAUCACUAUCAGCCUGCCAGGGACGGACCCACAAGACGCAGAGAGGAGAAGACAACUGGCCCUCAAGGCUUUGAACGAGCGCCUAAAGCGCGUGGAGGACCAGUCUGCCUGGCCCAGCAUGGACGACGAGGAAGAUGACGACGAUGAAGAGGUCAGAACCGACACGCAGCCGCUACUCCCGGGCGGGCGCGACCCCUCCUCCACGGCGAGAUCAGCAGGGGGACCCACCGGCGCCUCCCUCUCCUCCACCUCCUCGUCCUCGGUGUCACAGAGCAGCGGGGCGCAAUCGAUGGGAGGAGCGCAACACCCAGAGUCCAGCAUUAUCAGCUUUGAGGAUGCACCUUCUAGAUCGUAACAAAUAGAACGCACGUGUACAGAAGCACGCUCCGUUCGGUGUCACUGGCAGGUUUUACUAGUGUAUUCUGACUAGUAUACAGAUAUAUUCAGUGACCGUGAUUAGGCACACACUCGAUAUCACACACGCCAACACACACAACAUCUUUGACGAGUUCAUACACACAGCCUGUGCGCUCACAAACACUCUGUCAAUGUCAUUGUGAAGCCCAAAGGGGUGGUAACUGUACAGUGCUUUCAGUUCAGACAUGUUGGUUGUAAAUGCUCAGUGUAGUUGGGCAAACUGGACACUUAAUACUUCUCCUCCUUUCCGCAUACGACGAAAUUCUGUCUUGUCUGGACUUACUUCCAACUUGCAGAGCUCUGUCCACUGCUUCAUGUGUCUCUCUCUCUUGCUUUCUAAAUAAAUAACAAGAUGGGUGUACAAUAUUCUUUUUGUAAAUCUUUUUCGGAGCAGCCACACUUGUUUUCUGAUUGUCUGCCACGAGAAAGCCGCCAAUGACAGAGACUCACGUGCUGAAUUCUCGAUGAAAGGCCGACUCUAGGCCGGCUGCAAUGGACAUUAGCUUUUGGUUCACUGGUUCUAAAUAUAUAACCAGGUGUGUAAUGGAGGAAGUGUGAAAAGCUCCAAUAGCUGGAACCGAGGAAAGAAGCUGCUGCAGGUCUGUCCUGCUAAUGAACUAUGAUACAAAACUUCAAGAUUUGAAGAGGUGCCAGGUGAAAAGAAUUUUCCAGACCAGGUUCAUUAGCCGCCUGGUGUCUCUCUGGAACAACAGGCAGAGAAAUGGACUAUUUACCCAUUUUUUUUAAAUCCUUGAUAAUUCAAUGGAGAACAAUUCUGUAUUUUAUUUUUCUUCUGGGUCUGUUCAUCUCUAAACAAAAUCAAAACCCUUUGUUUCUUUGCACUAAUAAGACAUGUUAAUGGCGUUACACUCACACACACACAUCUGGGGGAUGAUGAUUAUUCGUCUUGUUUUACUGAGUGAGUUUUUGGUUAACUACUCCUGGAGCAUCAUCCUGCAUCCUUUUACACUUCCACCUUGUGGGGUCGGAAAUGAUACAAGAAUCAGCAGUAGCUAUUCAAGUAUCUGGGUGCAUAUGAUGCAGUGGUCCCUGUCUGUCAUGGUUGUUAGUCAUUCAGCACCAUUACAAAUGCAGAGAAGGGUUGCACAUGCAGAGUUUCUGUGGUGUCAGACUCUUGUUGUAUCUCAGACACUGACUCAUGAGGAUAAAUGACUCCAUCGACAGAGUAUGUCUGCACUGAUCAGUCCGCCAGCCCAGUAUUUCCCAGUCACAUCCUUUGCACUUUCUAAAAUCACAGUGCCAUUCAGGGCCAGCGGGGAAUCAUUUUCGUGGGAGUUUGAUGGGCAGCUAAAUUGUUUCAUAUUAAAUGUUUUGUAAAUUUUGUGCAGACCAAAAAGGUCAGUGGUUCAUUCAUUUUGUAGACAGUCAUCACUGUAGACGUCACAGUCUAUUAUGGUAAUGACCAAAUCAUUGAUUUCCCACUUCCCCACCUGUCCUUGUUGGUUAAAGUCAGUUGCAGCCAAUAAAUUAUUUCAGACGUUGGGAUCACAGCAAUGACAAUCUGAUGAAUUACUUUUCCAACUUGUGAACUUGUGAUCACAAGGUUGAAAUUGUUUCCAAAUUUGAAAGAGAACCACACUUCUGCAUUUUCAUAUUUAACAAGGAGGAUAAAGUACCAAAGGCAACGUCCACUUUAUCUCUCACCCCACCCUCUUCCCUGUAAAAGUGGCCUCGUAGAUUAAGUUGCAGAUUGUUCCUGGUCUGACAGCUGUUGUGUCUUUGUAGGUAGCCAAUGCGUUUGUUCCACAAACCAUCUCGGAAACUUAAAGCAAUCUGACUGAUGGUCGCUGCUGUUUGGUUUUGAUUUGACUCAGCAGGUUCCGUCAGAAGCCUUGCAAAUGAAAUGAAAUCCGGGAGCUAUGCAAAAUGUUUGGAUUAAGUACAGAAAUGUGCUGUUACAUGUUUAAUUUAAAGCUUUUCAUAUUUAAUAAUCUGACGUUUUCUUUGUGAAGAAUAAUCUUGCAGUGGCCUUUGCUGAUCAUUUAUCACCGACUGAGUUAGGAUACAUCAAAUUGAAAACGGACCAAACCAUCAGUUUAAAUGUAAAAAAAAAAAGACAGCUAGCUAUUUAUGACCUGCACCAUUAAUUAAUUAUUAUUAUCCAAUCCCAAAAUGUAAUUAAUUACAUUUUAGGAUUGGAUAAGUUCCAAAGCUGAGCAACCAGAAAAGAAUAUUCAUAUUUAUCAACAGCCUUAUUUAAAUAGCCCAGAAUGCUGUGUAAACGUUUUAUUCAUAUUUGUGGUAGAUGAUGUAGGAAAAAAGUUUGGGGUUCUGUGGAAACAAUAAGCCCACAGACAGUCUCAAUGUCUUGACAUGAACUUGGCUCACACAUUUUAUAGUGUAGUUCUAAGGAAGAACAUCACAUUUUGAUAAAAAGAGGAACUAGUGCUGUGUGACUUGACACCAUGACACCAGUUUAGGAACAUGUGCUCCUGAGAAAACACUGACAACACCUGAUAAAUUGAAAGAAAAAAGAAAAAGAUCACAUUAGCAGUCUGAUAUUCAAACUUGCAAUGGCUUUCAUUUUGUCCCCCUAGUUUGCCAACACAUGCUGACAUUUUAAUCUGACAGUGUGUUCCAGAUUAACGUUACAAAGUCUGGAAAAUUCAGAUUAAAUAUGUAGAGUUUGAUUUUGGAUUCUGAAGUCCAAGCUUCGAGAAACAGUUGCUUUUCACCUGAUGAUGGUGUUAUGUAUGGGAAGUGAUAAGCCAUAUUAGAGUGAUGAAAUUCUGUGUGUUCUGUCUUGUGUUUCUCCUUGUUCCUUCUGCUCAUUUCACUGUGCUCUUAUUUUAGCAAGAAGAAGUUUACGUUGCACGAGUGGGGCCAUUCUUUAAUUAUGAAUGAGUGAUGGUAUUUAUAUGAAUGGAGUCGUUCGGAGUGGAGAAGGUUGAGCUGCAGUCAAAUAUCUGAAAUCUCAAACUGCAACCUCUGAAAUAUUCACAGUAGUAAUGGAGGAAAAGUGUCCAAACCAACCUGUACAUACAGUAAUUACUGAUAGUAAUAGCAACAAUUCACACUUUUAUGGUGUCAUUCCAGUAUUGUUGUUCUUUCAAUUUACUCUGGAAAUAGCAUGAUAUUUCUUUAGCUUAGCUGCCUGCACAACUCAGCUUGCCUCACAUAGUAAAAAUACAACAAUACAGCAAAACACACUCAAACAUGGACACCUGAAGAUAACUGUGAAGUUGUGUAGUUGUGUAAUGAUCAGUUAAAAGGCGUAGGGAUGUUGCAGUUGGCAGUCUGAGAUUUCAGAUUGAACCCGGCGGUCUGACUUUCAGCCAAACCUCUCCGUCCCGUCCGUUCCCUUUUUGUUUAGUUUUUUUCUCUUUCUGUAUUCCCAUUUGUUCUGGCUGUAAACAUCCUAAAUGAGAAGAAAGGAAUGCAAUCACAUACUGUCUUUGUGAAUAAUGCCAAUUUACAGUUGGUGUUGACAAACUAGAGAAGCUACAGGUGAGGAUAAUGAAUGAUGUCAGGACUGUCACUGGGAUUGUGGAAGUGCUAAAAAUGCUCUCAUUGAAAUCUGGCUGCAUACACGGUUCAUACAUGUUUUUGUUUUUUUUCCUGUACACCAAUAUCUUGUCAUUAUUAAAGACACACCACAGGCAGGUAGACUAUUUUUAAACUUCAGCAGGUGCUUUCUCACUUUUACCCAAACAAUUAGAUUUUCCCUGAGUGGUUUCCUGUCAAAGUGGCCGACAGAGAGGACAGAUGACCCAGAUUUUGUCUGCAUCUAACUGUUGAUCACGUCCCACUUGGAUGUCCAGUUUCUGUUGUACGAGUUACCGAUCUUUACGGAAAGUUAAUGGGCUUUUAAUGUGACCAGGAAAUAAAAGGCCCAACAAUUUAAAAUACUAGUUUUUAAAAGUUGUUCAUUUGCAGGUACUAAUUGAAUAGUAGCCAUUACUGUAGUGCUUCAUAUGUUGCUACACUGAAUAGUGCCUCUGUGCUUUCAUUUUAGAAACCCUUCUGUUCUAGUUUUAAGAACCAGUGGCUCCAUUAUGAAACCUCUUUAUAUGUAUAAAGUAGACACGGCAACGUGACUACAUUUGCAAAAUCAGUAAUCACUUGAAAUGGUUGAAUUUGAAUUUUUAAAGUGUUAUAUUCAAUUAUUCUGGUAGCUUGACUUAUAUUUUAGCCACUUUGGCAGGCAACACAUUCCCUAAAAUAUAACUUUGGUAAAAUAGUGACACCAGCCUCCAGGACUUGUGGAUGAAAGCUGUUUUCCUACCCUAAAAUGAAUGACAGAUUGCAUAAAAUUCAUUCACAGCAAUGUUUUUGUUGUUUUUAAUAGUUUUCACUACUUUAAUUUUCCUUAUCUGUCCCUCCUUUCACACCUACAGGUCUCGUUGAUACUAAUGACAGUCUACUUCCCUCUCUACUGUGGCUGUUGCACAGACUUUUCAGUUUUAGUUUUCAAAUAUAUUUCUUUAUCUAUAUGAAAUAAAAGACGAUUGUAUGAAAUCAAAA
This is a messenger RNA of Dicentrarchus labrax (European seabass), 6657 nucleotides long. It is a transcript of the gene tmem115, whose product is annotated as transmembrane protein 115. Gene Ontology annotation, biological process: retrograde vesicle-mediated transport, Golgi to endoplasmic reticulum. Gene Ontology annotation, cellular component: Golgi apparatus; membrane. Bases 950 to 2110 code for a protein of 386 amino acids. The transcript is spliced from 3 exons. The record is from RefSeq and is a predicted model, not a curated record. Lineage: Eukaryota; Metazoa; Chordata; Actinopteri; Moronidae.